Conger conger (European conger) is the source of this 6905-nucleotide messenger RNA. Its product is annotated as cytoskeleton-associated protein 5-like. Gene Ontology annotation, molecular function: microtubule plus-end binding; microtubule plus end polymerase activity. Lineage: Eukaryota; Metazoa; Chordata; Actinopteri; Anguilliformes; Congridae. The transcript is spliced from 45 exons. Bases 159 to 6254 code for a protein of 2031 amino acids. The record is from RefSeq and is a predicted model, not a curated record. Gene Ontology annotation, biological process: establishment or maintenance of microtubule cytoskeleton polarity; centrosome duplication; mitotic spindle organization. Gene Ontology annotation, cellular component: spindle pole; kinetochore; microtubule plus-end.
GGAAUAAACUCUGGGGGAAGUGUCACGUACAGGAGAAGGCGAAGUAACAUUUUCUUUCGGUUUUUGAAAAUAUUUAUUACAAUUAUCUAAUUAGUUGUGACCAUUUUCGGACCCUGUGGUUAUAGUUCCGUGCUUAAGGCCGACACACACAGCCCACCAUGGGGGACGACAGCGAGUGGAUGAAGUUGCCCAUCGACCAGAAAUGUGAACACAAGGUAUGGAAGGCCAGGCUGCACGGGUACGAGGAGGCCAUCAAGCUCUUCCAGAGGAUCGAGGACGAGAAGAGUCCUGAAUGGAGCAAGUACCUGGGGCUCAUCAAGAAGUUAGUCACCGAGUCCAACGCCGUGGCUCAACUGAAGGGGCUGGAGGCGGCCCUCGUUUACGUGGAAAACGCUCAUGUGGCCGGCAAAACAACCGGGGAGGUGGUUUCGGGUGUGGUCUGCAAAGUAUUCAACCAGCCUAAGGCUCGAGCCAAAGAGCUGGGCAUGGACAUCUGCCUGAUGUACAUAGAGAUGGAGAAGGCUGAGGUGGUCCAGGAGGAGCUGAUCAAGGGCCUGGAGAAUAAGAACCCCAAGAUCAUUGUGGCCUGUGUGGAGACCUUAAGGAGAGCACUGAGUGAAUUUGGUUCCAAGAUCAUUACCCUCAAGCCAGUCGUCAAAGUGUUGCCAAAACUGUUUGAGUCUCGAGAGAAGGCGGUUCGAGACGAGUCCAAACUGCUCUCUAUUGAGGUCUAUAAGUGGAUUCGGGACGCUCUCCGACCGCCCCUACAAAACAUCAACUCCGUGCAGCUGAAGGAGCUGGAGGAGGAGUGGGUGAAGCUCCCCACUGGAGCCCCCAAGCAGACGCGCUUCCUGCGCUCGCAGCAGGAGCUGAAGGCCAAGUUCCAGCAGCAGCAGGCAGCCGGGGGAGAGGAGGCCGAGGGGGAUGACGAGGCAGACGCUCCACAGGUGGAUGCCUAUGAGCUCCUGGAGGCUGUAGAGAUCCUCUCCAAGAUGCCCAAAGACUUCUAUGACAAAAUUGAGGCAAAGAAAUGGCAGGAGAGGAAAGAAGCCUUGGAGGCCAUAGAAACCUUGACAAAAAAUCCUAAAUUAGAAGGCGGAGACUACGGGGACCUGGUCCGAGCUCUCAAGAAGGUCAUUGGCAAAGACACAAAUGUAAUGCUGGUUACCCUGGCAGCCAAAUGUCUUGCUGGAUUGGCCGCUGGUCUCAGGAAGAAGUUUGGGACCUACGCUGGCCUCGUGGUGCCAACCAUUUUGGAAAAGUUCAAGGAGAAGAAGCCUCAAGUGGUUCAGGCUUUGCAGGAGGCCAUCGACGCUGUCUUCCUCACUACCACCCUGCAGAACAUCAGCGAGGACGUCCUGGCUGUGAUGGACAACAAGAACCCCUCCAUUAAGCAGCAAGCCUCCCUGUUCCUUUCCAGAAGCUUCCGCCACUGCAGCACUGCCACGCUGCCCAAAGGUGUCCUCAAGCCCUUCUGUGCCGCAUUCCUCAAGCAAGUGAAUGACUCGGCGCUAGAGGUGAGAGAUGCAGCGUUCGAAGCUCUGGGCACGGUCAUGAAGGUGGUGGGUGAGAGGGUCGUCAACCCCUUCCUCUCCGACCUGGACAAACUCAAGCUGGACAAGAUAAAGGAGUGCGCUGAUAAGGUGGAGCUGGCAGGAGGGAAGAAGGUGGCAGGAGGCGCUGGGGCGGCUCCAGAGAAGGAGAAACCCGCUCCCAAAGCCCCGCCCCCUGCGGAGGCGCCCGCCAAGUCCUCUGGGCCCCCGAAGAAGGCCGCCGCCAAGGCUUCAGGGUCAGGACCCCCCAAGAAGGGCAAGCCAGCCUCAGCCGGCGCCGCCAAGGGGAAGAAGGCUAAAGACGACGGAAAGGAAGUGGUGGAGGUGGAGCUCUCUCCCGAGGCCUGUGAGGAGAAGGCUGCGGCCGUGCUCCCCGCCUCCUGCAUGCAGCUGCUGGACAGUGGGAACUGGAAGGAGAGGUUGGCCAGCAUGGAGGAGUUCCAGAAGGCGGUGGAGGUGAUGGAGAAGACUGAGAUGCCAUGCCAGGCGCUGGUCAAAAUGCUGGCAAAGAAGCCCGGCUGGAAGGAGACCAACUUCCAGGUGAUGCAGAUGAAGUUGCACAUCGUGAGCCUGAUCGCUCAGAAGGGCUCCUUCUCUAAGACGUCAGCGGGGCUGGUGUUGGACGGGCUGGUAGACAAGGUCGGUGACGUCAAGUGCGGAGGGAAGGCCAAGGAGGCCCUGACUGCCAUCGGAGAAGCCUGCUCCCUGCCCUGGACUGCUGAACAGGUAGUCUCAAUGGCUUUUGCACAGAAGAACCCAAAAAACCAAGCCGAGACCCUGAAUUGGCUGGCCAAUGCCAUGAAGGAGUUUGGAUUUGCUGGGAUCAAUGUGAAGGCGUUCAUCAACAAUGUCAAAACUGCUUUGGGCGCCACCAAUCCUGCCAUACGGACAUCUGCCAUCACCCUGCUGGGCGUCAUGCACCUGUACAUGGGGGCCCCUCUGCGCAUGUUCUUCGAGGACGAGAAGCCCGCCCUGCUCUCUCAGAUCGACGCAGAGUUCGAGAAGAUGCAGGGCCAGUCUCCCCCGGCCCCCUUCAGGGGCCUUAAGAAGGGCGGGGAGGACGAAGGAGCUGAAGCAGAGGAGCAGGAGGAGGAGGGAGGCACCGGCGACGUCAUGGACCUGCUGCCCCGAUCCGACAUCAGCGACAAGAUCACGUCCGAGAUGGUGUCCAAGAUCGGGGACAAGAACUGGAAGAUCCGCAAGGAAGGCCUCGACGAGAUGGCGGCGGUUAUUUCCGAGGCAAAGUUCAUCAAGGCCAACGUGGGCGAGCUCCCCGCGGCGCUCAAGGGCCGCCUCAACGACUCCAACAAGCUGCUGGUACAGCAGACCCUGUCCAUCCUGCAGCAGGUUGCCGUGGCGAUGGGCCCCUCCCUGAAGCAGCACGUGAAAUCCCUGGGCAUCCCAAUCAUCACCGUCCUGGGGGACAGCAAGGCCAACAUCCGUGCCACUGCCCUGGCCACCGUGCACGCCUGGGUGGAGCAGACCGGCAUGAAGGAGUGGCUGGAGGGCGACGACCUGUCUGAGGAGCUGAAGAAGGAGAACCCAUUCCUCAGGCAGGAGGUGCUGGGCUGGCUGGCGGAGAAGCUGCCCACGCUGAGGGCCGUGCCCCCGGACCUGAUGCUCUGCGUGCCCUACCUGUACGCCGCUCUGGAGGACCGGAACGGGGACGUCCGUAAGAAGGCCCAGGACGCCCUGCCCACCUUCAUGAUGCACCUGGGCUACGAGAAAAUGGUCAAAGGCGCUGGCAAGCUCAAGCCCUCCUCUAAGGACCAGGUGAUGGGCUUGCUGGAGAAGGCUCGGGCCGUCAUGCCGGCCAAACCCGCCGCCCCCGCCAAAGCUGCUGCUGCCCCCUCCAAGCCUGCGGCCAGCGCGCCUGCCGCCAAACCUGCCUCAGUUUCAGAUUCGGCUAAGUCGGUAUCGGUCAGCGAAGAUUCUGGCGUCUUUGAGCCCAAAGUGGAAACCAAGAAAGUAAAGGCAGGAGGAGCCACUGCCAAAGGAAAGGGUGUUCUUGGGAAGAAGGCUCCAGCCAAGAGCAGUGCCAAGGAGGAGGAGGAUCGGUCUGGGCCCAUCUUCAUCCCGGUUCCCAACGGGAAGGAACAGAGGAUAAAGGAGGAGAAGGGCUUAAAGGUCCUGAAGUGGAACUUCAUGACCCCCAGAGACGAGUAUGUGGAGCAGCUGAAGACUCAGAUGUGCUCCUGCCUGGCCAAGUGGCUGCUGGACGAGCUCUUCCACUUCGACUUCCAGCGGCACAUCAAGGCCAUCGGUGCCAUGAUCGAGCGCAUGGAGGAUGAGCGGGAGGCCACCAUCGGCUGCCUGGACCUGAUCCUGAAGUGGUUCUCGCUACGCUUCUUCGACACCAACACCAGCGUGCUGAUGAAAGCCCUGGAGUACCUCAAGCUGCUCUUCACCAUGCUCAGCCGGGAGAACUACCACCUCAGCGAGUUUGAGGCGUCCUCCUUCAUCCCCUACCUCAUCCUCAAGGUCGGUGAGUCCAAGGACGUGGUCCGCAGAGAUGUGCGCGGCAUCCUGGCCAUGCUCUGCAAGGUCUACCCCGCCAGCAAGGUCUUCACCUUCCUGAUGGACGGCACCAAGUCCAAAAACUCCAAGCAGAGGGCCGAGUGUUUGGAGGAGCUGGGCUGCUUGAUCGAGUCGUACGGGAUGAACGUCUGCCAGCCGACUCCAGCCAAGUCCCUGAAGGAAAUCGCCGUGCACAUUGGCGACCGUGACACGUCCGUACGCAACGCCGCCCUCAACACCGUGGUCACCGUGUACAACGUCUGCGGCGACCAGGUCUACAAACUCAUCGGCAAUCUGUCGGAGAAGGAGAUGAGCAUGCUGGAGGAGAGGAUCAAGCGCUCGGCGAAGAAGACUGCGGCCGUGCCCCCCCGUCAGGCCGAGGAGCGGCCCCAGAGGGCCCCACCCGGGAAUCCCAACGCCAGCCUGAUGCGCAAGCCUGCCCCCUCCGAGGAGCCGCCCACCAAACUCAAAAUCAUGUAUCGCACUUACAGGAUUCAGUCUCGCUCCCAGAACUCCCACCCGGACUCGCGCUCCUCGCCCUCUUUCCCCAGGGAGUUCCAGCUGGACCUGGACAUGAUCGAGACGGACCACUCCAGGGUGGCCGAGCUGCCCGAGCUGGUGCAGCACAAGCUGGACGACAUCCUGGAGCCUGUCGUCAUCCCUGAACCCAAGAUCCGGACUGUCUCUCCCCACCACUUUGAUGACCUGCACAACAACACCGCCUCCACCAUCAACUUCGUCAUCUCGCAGGUGGCCAGUGGGGACAUCUCCACCAGCAUCCAGGCCCUGGCACAGAUCGACGAGGUCUUGCGGCAGGACGACAAGGCGGAAGCCAUGUCGGGCCACAUCGACCAGUUCCUCAUCGCCACCUUCAUGCAGCUGCGGCUCAUUUACAACACGCACAUGGCCGACGAACGGCUCGACAAGAGGGACAUCUUCAAGCUGUACAGCUGCAUCCUGGGAAACAUGUUCUCUCUCUUCUCCAAAGAGAGCCUGGCGCGGGAGGCCUCCCUGGGCGUGCUGAAGGACCUGAUGCAUGGCCUCAUCACCCUCAUGCUGGACUCCAGGGUGGAGGACAUUGAGGACGGCCAGCUGCUCAUCCGCGCCGUCAACAAGCUGGUGGUGCCAGUGCUGGAGAAGUCUGAUCAGACCAACAUCCUCUGUGCGGUGAUUGUGCUGCUGCAGGACAGCCUUAUUUCCACUGCCGGGUCUCCCAAGUUCUCUGAAUUGGUCCUCAAGUGUCUGUGGAGAAAGAUCCGCUACCUCCCCGACACCAUGAAUAGCAUCAACCUGGACCGCGUCCUGCUUGAGAUCCACAGCUUUAUGAAGGUCCUGCCCAAAGAGAAACUCAAGCAGCUGAACUGCGACCUGCCCUACCGCACCCUGAAGACCCUCCUGCACACACUCUGCAGACUGUGUGGCCCUAAGAUACUGGACCACUUGUCCAUGAUUGAGAACAGGAACGAGUCUGAGCUGGAGGCACACCUGAGGCGUGUAUUCAAAGUCUCCGGAGAACUGUCAACCUCCAAAUCUGACAAGGGCAGCGAGAAGGGAGCGGUAAGAACGGAUGAGAAGAUUUCCAGGGCAAAUGUGAGCGACAUCCUUUCAGAGAUUUUCAAAAAGAUUGGGUCGAAGGAGAACACAAAGGAGGGACUGACAGAGCUAUACGAAUACAAGCUCAAGUACUCUGACGCCGACAUCGAGCCCUUCCUGAAGAACACUUCGCCUUUCUUCCAGAGCUACGUGGGGCGUGGCCUGAGGAUGAUCGAGUCGGACCGAGAGGGCAAGAGCAGGACUCCGCCCUCCAGCACCGUCAUCCCCCAGCGUGGCACAGAAAGCUCCGCCUUUGUGCCCGCCCCCAGCGCAGCGCCACUCAACACCAACGGGGAGGAGCCAGAGCCAGCCAUGUACUAUGAGAGGCUGAAGAUCCUCCGGCAGCGCCACCGAUUGGAGGACAACUCCAAGCAGGAGGACGACCGCGCCCCGCUGACCUCGCUGCUCUCCCGGCCCUCCGUGGCCUCCUCCACGGACAUGCUCCACAGCAAGCUGUCCCAGCUGAAGGAGUCGCGCGAGCAGCCCCUUUCCCACAGCCCUGCCCGCGGCGCCUCGCGCUCCUCCUCCCCCGCCGCCAACCUCGACGACCUCAAGAAGAGGCUGGAGAGGAUCAAGAACAACCGCCAAUGAGGAGCCGCGGCCCCCUCAGGGACUGCCCCCCUCAGGGACUGCCCCACGGUGUACAAAAGCCUCGCUGUAUCAUACGCGGACUCCUUUUCCUCCAGUAUCGUGGCACAAUUAAUUGUACAUACUCCAGGCUUCCUAACCACUCAACUUCAAGUGUCAAGAUUUUAGUCUACAGUUUCUCCAUGGAGACUGCUGUCAUAUGUAUAAUUUAACCUGUUCCUUUUUUUGUAGAUUUUAGAAAUAAGGUAGUUGAUUUUUUUUUUUUUUCUCUUCUCUGCUAACUCUAUCAGUUCUGUUUGUCCGUUUCUUUUACCUUUUCUGAAGUUUGUUGUACAAGCUAAAGCGAUGAUUCUGUUGGGAUCAUGGUGCAUGGCAGGAAGUAACGGUUUUUGUAAAUAAAGUUUGCAUUAAUAAAUACUGCUUACUAAAACAUUGCUUACUUCUGCCUUCCUACAUGUCUGGCGUUCCUAGACCAAAACAUAAUUUUUGUAUUUAUUUUGGAAGUAGUUUUUAAAAUGUAUUACCCUCAUUAUUCAUUUAGCCCUCAAAGUUUUAAUGUGGUUUGAUCAAGGCUACAUGUAUUAUCCAUAGUAAAAAGGCAAUAAAGGAUAGAAGUUCUUUCUUUUUUUUUUAAAUAAAAUAAAUUGAUAAGUA